ACUCUACAGUUGUAGAAGCAUGUAAUCUGUUAUAAACGGACUAGUUAGCCUAUAAUUCUAUAAACAUUAUUUACUCACACAUGCCUUCCAAGUUGUGACAUUUUCACAUUUUAAGCAUGUUUAGUGGUGUCUAAUUUUAAUAAAAAUUAUUAAUUUUAUAAGUUUUCAUAAUGGAUAUAGGAGAAUUAUUGUCUUAUAAGCCACCAAAUACUCCAAAACGUUCAGCCCCAGGAGAAGAGGAUGAUGAAGAUGAAUGGGAUGCCAAAAGAUCAAAAAAACUUAUUAAAACACCGUACCAUCCUCGCCAAAGACAUACAAGACACGCUCCUGAAACUCCUACACCAGUAAGAGCAACCCCUGUAAGAACAAGUGAACCACCUACUCCAAUUCGUGCAGCACUUCCUGCUCCAGAAAAUGAUGUUGUAGAACCACAAUUAACUCAAGAGCAAAAAGCAGAUAUCUUGAAGUAUGUUGAAACAGAAGCAGCAGAGGUUGAGCCAUUAGAUGAAACAAAUUUGAAGAGAAUGAUUUUGUUGUUUGAAAAGAGAGCUUUGAGAAACCAGGAAAUGCGGGUGAAAUUUCCAGAUCAGCCUGACAAAUUUAUGGAGUCAGAAGUUGAACUUCAUGACGUUUUACAAGAACUUCACGCUGUUGCAACUAAUCCAGAGCUUUAUCCUGUGAUGGUAGAGUUAGGUAUAGUGCCAUCGUUGCUUGAAUUAUUGGCACAUGAAAAUACUGAUGUUGCAGUAGGAGUUGUAGAUUUAUUACAAGAGCUCACAGAAUCUGAUGUUUAUAAUGAAGCAGCAGAAGAAGCUGAUACAUUGAUAGAUGCAUUGUUACAGCAACAAGUCUUUGCUUUAUUGGUACAAAAUUUGGAUAGACUUGAUGAAACCAUUAGUGAGGAAAGUGAUGGAGUCUUUAACACGUUAGCUAUCUUCGAAAAUUUGUUGGAAACUAGACCAGAAUUGUGUGUGGAAGCUGGCAAACAAGGUUUGAUAGCAUGGUUAUUGAAAAGAAUAAAAAUGAAAACUCCUUUCAACACAAACAAACUUUACGCCAGUGAAAUUUUGUCCAUCUUGCUCCAAAAUACUCAAGAGAAUAAGCUUUUACUAGGUGAUCAAGAUGGGAUUGAUGUGCUUCUCCAACAGUUGGCUUAUUAUAAGAGGCACGAUCCCCAAACAGAUCAAGAACAGGAGUUGAUGGAAAAUCUUUUUGAUAUCUUGUGCUCAAGUUUGAUGGAAGCAGUUAACCGUGAAAGGUUCUUAAAAGGUGAAGGACUCCAACUUAUGAAUCUUAUGUUGAGAGAAAAGAAAAUGUCACGAAAUGGUUCGCUGAAGGUUCUUGAUUAUGCAAUGAACGGUGCUGAUGGUAAAGAUAAUUGCAGUAAGUUUGUUGAUAUUCUUGGCCUUAGGACAAUAUUCCCCUUGUUUAUGAAAACCCCCACGAAAAAUCGAAAAAAAAUCGUUACCGCUGAAGAACAUGAAGAACACGUCGUAUCUAUCAUAGCUAGUAUGUUAAGACAUUGUAAAGGUCAACAACGUCAGAGGCUACUCAGUAAGUUUACUGAAAAUGACUAUGAAAAAGUUGAUCGGUUGAUGGAACUCCACUUCAAAUACCUUGAAAAAGUAGAAGAAGUAGAAAAAAAUGCAAAGGAUGAUGAUGAUGAAGAAGAGACAAUGAUUAAAAGACUGAACGAAGGACUCUUUACUUUGCAAUUAGUCGAUUAUAUAUUACUUGAAGCUUGCAUUGGUUGCCCACCAGCUGUAAAGCAGAGAGUAACACGAAUUCUUACCCAGAGAAGAGCCUCGCUUAAAACUAUUAGAAAUAUUGUAAGAGAAUAUGCCGGAAAUCUAGGAGAUGACGGAGACGUUGAGUGGAAGGAAGCGCAGCAACAACACAUUCUUCAAUUAAUCGACAAGUUUUGAAUAUUUUUUUUCAACCUAAUUAACUCAAUUUUAUAUCAUAUGCGAUAUUUCAUCUGUUUAUAUUAUACUAUUUGAUUCACAAAAAGUGAUUAAUAUAAGCUCACCUAAAGACACAUGCGAAGGUAUCAUUAAUUUGUAUUUGUAUUGUUAAAUAUUUUCAUGGUGUUAUGAAGCUAAUUCAUCAUGAAUUCAAAUAAAUUAUUUACACUAACAAG
Messenger RNA from Nasonia vitripennis (jewel wasp), 2140 nucleotides. Its product is annotated as beta-catenin-like protein 1. The record is from RefSeq and is a predicted model, not a curated record. Bases 171 to 1925 code for a protein of 584 amino acids. Gene Ontology annotation, cellular component: spliceosomal complex. Lineage: Eukaryota; Metazoa; Arthropoda; Insecta; Hymenoptera; Pteromalidae. The transcript has 8 exons.